AUGUAUUUUGAAAAACAAACCUUACAAUCCGAUCAAUCAAUAACAUAUAAUGGACAAGUUAAAAUAUGGUACUUGAUUGUAAUCGUGGUAUCAUUAAUUGGAACCGGUGUUUAUAUAACAAAGAGAAGAUGGUUAUGGGAUCAUGCUUUAAGACUUGUUUUAUCGGAAUUAUUCCUUUUUGCAUUAUGGUUUUCAUCAGGAGUGGCAAAUUUUGAUCCGUGGUAUUCAGGACCGGGCUUAAGAUGUGAUUUAAUUCGUACAGGCUAUAUGAAUUCCUCCAUAGAAAAAUUGGCAGAAUUGGCAGAAUUGCAAUGUAACACGCUUAUAGCAAGCUUGUCAUUUGGAUGGAUAAAUGUAGGGUUACACGUGGUCUCGUUAUUAAUUGCGAGGAAACGAGCAUCCGAGUUGAAUUGGGUCAGCAUGCCAUCAGGAAAACGUAUUUCUCUGAGACCUGCUCGUCGUCAGGUAUUCUUUUAA
Messenger RNA from Funneliformis caledonium, 477 nucleotides. The record is from the annotation of a GenBank genome assembly. NCBI's taxonomy places the organism in Eukaryota, Fungi, Glomeromycota, Glomeromycetes, Glomerales, Glomeraceae.